Molecule: messenger RNA, 774 nt
Organism: Durotheca rogersii
Lineage: Eukaryota; Fungi; Ascomycota; Sordariomycetes; Xylariales; Xylariaceae
Exons: 2
Coding region: 279-734 (151 amino acids)
Source: RefSeq, a predicted model, not a curated record
CGCAAUCCGUCGUAUUCACCCCUGCCCGACACCAGAGCGGAGUCCUUGUAAGCUGCCCAAUUUCUUUGUCUAUCUCCACCUCUCGCUCUCUUCCCUCCCUCCCUUCUCGCGUGCCUCUGCCCCGAUCGCAUUCUGCUUCCCAUCCGCGUUUUGCGUCGCAGCGUCUUGGUCGAAGCCUCACCCAUCCCGCCUACUUGUACGCUAAUCUCCAGUGUCAAAGCUGCCUCUUUUUUCCUCUUUUUUCCCCCUCCCCUUUUUCUUCGACAGGCACAGCACAAAUGGCUCGCGAAGGCACGCGAUCCGCGACUGGCAACUCCAAGCCGCGCAUCUUUCAGACUGUCGACACCGCGCCCGCCAUCAAGCGCACCACCAAGCCCAAGAAGGCAUCCCCGCCCACCACCAGCGCCGCGGCCAAAGUCAAGGCCGCCGCAAAGCCCACCGGUGUCACCAAGAAGAGAGCUCCUCCGCCGAAGAAGGAAGGUGUCGCAACCAAGGUCAAGGCUGCCGUCAAGAAAGCUGCUGAGAAGGCAGCCGACAAGGCCACGGACAAGUCAGCCGAGAAGCCAAGUGACAAAGCAAGCGAGAAGUUGAGCGAGAAGCCGAGUGAGAAGGCAAGCGAGAAGCCCGCGGAGAAGGCGGCCGAGAAGUCAGCCGAGAAGUCGGAAGACAAGCCGGAGAAGCCCGAGAAGGCCGAAAAGCCUGAGAAGGCCGAGAGACCAAAGAAGGUGAUUUAGCCGUGGCAUUGCAGCAUCGCUCGACGAGAUUCCCGGCUAA